AUGUAAUUAAAUUAUAAAAUAUCUAUUCCUUCUUUUUAAAUAAGUGAAGAAGAUGGAAGGACAACUCAUUAUCAAAUAAAGGUUCAAAAUUAGAACAAAGAAUGGGUAGUUUAAAAGAGAUAUUCGGACUUUAAAAGGUUGAAGGACAGUUUAACAUAGUAUUUUGGUGAUAUACUACCUGAUUUACCUAAAAAGAAAUACAUAACAUUUUUAGUUGGUAAAUCAGACCAAGAAUUAGAUCAAAGAAGAUUGGAGUUAGAAAAAUUCUUACACGUGAUUUCUCAAAAUGAAAGAAUUAUAAAUAGUGGUUAAUUUUAGAGUUUUUUAAGUUUAACUUAAAGCAAAAUCUAAGUCACAAUUUUGCAAAAUUUUAAAUUUGGAAUAAGAGAUUUUUAUUAUAGUGAAGAUCUACUGAUCAUAUUAAACGCAGAAACUAAUGCUUUAAGCAGAUUUGAUGCAUAUAUUUAGAACAUUAUUGACGAUGAAGCAACAGUUCCAGUUGGCUCAAUAGAAUGCUGGGAACAUUCAGUUAAGAGUUGGACAAAAAAAUAUAAUUCUUAAGCAAUUUGUUUAUAUUUUCAUAAUCAAUCACUUUUGGUUGGUUUAGAUAAUGGAAUGAUCAAUUAUUUAACUAUAUUGCCAGGGAAAAUAAAUACAAGCUAUGAGAUUGAAUAACAUUAAAGCAGAGUGAUGGGAGUGCAUCUAUUUAAUUAGUUGAUUCAUUCUGUCAGCAAAGACUAAAACUAUAGAGUAGUGAAUUUUUAAACUGGGUAAUUGGAAGUUGAUUAUCAUCACAAUUAUGAAUUAACCUGUCUCAAAUUCAAUGAGAUAAGAAAUUGUGCAUUCAUAGGAGAUAGAAAUGGAUAAAUUAUGAUAUUUUAAAAUUCUUCUAAAUUAAUUACCUUGGAUUUCAAUGAUCAAUUUCUAAGAGAUUUAACUGUUGAUCCAAUCAAGAAUUAUUUAAUAGGAAUAUGUUUUUACACUGGUUCUACUAUAGUAUAUGACAUUGGAGGACUUGGUUAGGAAAAAAAUACAAAAAAAAUUACUCAAUUCAAAAACAAAGAUAAAAGUAGGUGUGUGUGUUGGUCAAGUAGCAGAGGAGAAGUGUUUAUUGGGAAUAGUGAUGGAACAAUUACUAUUUGGAGUGCAAAGGAUUGCUCACCUAUAAAGGAGUAUCAAGUACAUUAAGAUGAAAUAACUAAAAUGAUUUGGAAUGAGGAAUCUUCAAUCCUAAUGACUUCCAGCAAGGAUAAAACUAUUAAAAUCAUUUGCCUUCCUAAAAGGUGGGAUGGCGAAAUCAUUAUUGAAAAAUAAAAGAAAAGUUUAGAUGACAUCGAAUAGUGGGAUUAAAAUGAUUGA
This is a messenger RNA of Paramecium tetraurelia, 1359 nucleotides long. RefSeq lists its product as uncharacterized. The transcript is spliced from 3 exons. NCBI's taxonomy places the organism in Eukaryota, Ciliophora, Oligohymenophorea, Peniculida, Parameciidae. Gene Ontology annotation, molecular function: phosphatidylinositol binding; protein binding. The record is from RefSeq and is a predicted model, not a curated record.